CCAUAAUUUUAAUCGAUAGCCAGCACUUGGUCCAUCGCAAUUUGUAUUUAAAUUGAAGACCAACAACAUGUCAAAACAAAUCGUAGAAGACGAAAAUACAGCAAAUGAUCUAAAUCAAGCCUUAAAAGGGGCAGUCGAGGAGCGGGAUGAGGUUAAUAAUCAGGAACACACUGUAGACACGGCCUCAGCAGAUCUCUCAAAUGAGAGCAAAAAUAGUGCAAGAACGUCUAACAACGAGUUCAAUGAAGAAACAAACGUGGAUAAAAAUGAUGCGCAAGACCACAUAGACUUUAAUCAAAUCGACAAUGAUGAGCACAAACCAAUUGGCUGCUUCUUUAACGCUAAUCCAACUCUACGCAUUGCAGUGCACGGCAUGUCGGAGCUGGUCAACUCGCGGCUCUCGGCCGAAGCACUGGAUAUUUGUGUAGAGCUGCUAGAGGCAGGUGUGCCGCCAAGGGCGCUGUCUGAGGUUGUGCUACAUAUUCUAGACGUCAAGGUGAAGAAUUACGAAAGGGAACACGGUCCCAUAUUACCAUAGGGCAUCCAGAGAUCAGCGUUAAUCCCAAAAACAUUGUUUCA
Drosophila arizonae is the source of this 579-nucleotide messenger RNA. RefSeq lists its product as uncharacterized. Gene Ontology annotation, cellular component: gamma-tubulin ring complex. The record is from RefSeq and is a predicted model, not a curated record. Gene Ontology annotation, biological process: gamma-tubulin complex localization. NCBI's taxonomy places the organism in Eukaryota, Metazoa, Arthropoda, Insecta, Diptera, Drosophilidae.